Octopus sinensis (East Asian common octopus) is the source of this 2490-nucleotide messenger RNA. RefSeq names its product SET and MYND domain-containing protein 5. Lineage: Eukaryota; Metazoa; Mollusca; Cephalopoda; Octopoda; Octopodidae. Gene Ontology annotation, molecular function: histone H4K20 methyltransferase activity; protein binding. The transcript has 12 exons. The record is from RefSeq and is a predicted model, not a curated record. Bases 98 to 1279 code for a protein of 393 amino acids.
UCCUAAUUCGGAAAAUAUAGUGAACGAGAUAGGAAAGCAAGGGAGAUAAUUACUGUUUUAGACUUGUUGACUUUCCAAUGACGACACAUUCGGCAAGAUGGCAACGGACCAAGUACAAGGUGUCGAAGUAAAGGUUGUCAACUCUGAUAAGGGCAAAGGAUUAUUUGCAUGCCAAGCAUUCAAGAAAGGGGACCAGAUUUUUGAAGAAGUUCCUUUGGUAUGCUCCCAGUUUUUAUGGAAUGAAUUCUACAAAUAUGAGGCUUGUGAGUUCUGCCUCAAGUCUUUGGAGACUGCUGAAAAUAUGGCCAGGCGCCUUACCUCUAUUUCCACCUUGGAAUUGCCCCAAAAGCAGAAUUGCACAGUAAGACCAGAUCAAUAUAUCUGCUGUCCACAUUGUCAGGUUGUUUACUGCAGCAAGGAAUGCAUGGAGACUGCCUGGAAAAAAUACCAUUGCACACUCUGUAUGGGAUCUUCCAGGGAGGAUGAGUCCCAUCCCUUGGGAAUGUUACAAGUAGCAUGGAGGAACAUUCACUUCCCCCCUGAAUCCUGCAGUAUAAUGCUGUUGGCAAAAAUGAUCUGCAUGGUAAAACAGUCUAAUGACCCUGAAGCAGUAUUGAAAGCAUUUUCUCAGUUUACUAACUCAACUGUGAAUGAAGAAGAACAGAUUAUGCACAAGUUGCUGGGCCCACAGUUCAAAGAGCAGCUAGAAACAUUCAGGUCAAUGGUUAUGUUAAGUUUGUAUGAUGAGCACAUCCCACAGUGGUUCACUUAUGAAGGGUUUCAAUCCUUGUUUGCUCUCAUUGGUCGUAAUGGUCAAGGAAUUGGUACUAGUUCUAUUAGUGUGUGGUGUCAAAAUUGUGAUGCUAUGGACCUUCAUCCAGAUGAACGGAUUAGUAUCGACAGUUUCAUAGACCAGCUUUAUGUUGACUUGGAAAGAGAAUCCGGAACAUUCUUGAACUGUGAAGGAUCUGGUCUUUACUCAAUGCAAAGUUGUUGUAAUCACAGCUGUGUGCCUAAUGCAGAAGUUCAGUUCCCUCACAAUUGCCAUAAAUUAAGAGUGGUGGCUUUAGAAGAUAUUGUACCAGGAGAGGAGAUCUGUAUCAGUUAUUUGGAUGGAUGCAUGUUGGAAAGAAGUCGUCAUAGCAGACAGAAGCAUUUAAGGGAUAAUUACCUCUUUAAUUGCAAAUGUAUAAAAUGCCAGUCUCAAUGUGAUGAACCAGAUAUUACUUCGAGUGAAGAAGAUGAGGAGGAGGAAGACAUGGAAGCUGAAGUCACGUAAAUCUCAUUGUAGGAUACUUUUCUUGCACAUGAACUCUCUUCACACGUAGUUCUGACAUUUUACUGCCCCUUCCCCCAUACUAAUUCUCUUGUAAACAAAUUAGUAAAUAACAGUCCUACUUUAUAUUUCCUAACAUGUUGUCUUUCAUUGAAAAAAAAUUAAUGGAGACACAUGGUUGACCUGUAGGAUAAAUUAGUUUCAGUUACAGUGAGAAUGGUUUGCUUCUUCACUAUCAGUUCUCAGGGUUUUUCAUCAGCCUCAGUUUUAAAAAUUACUUCUACUAGUCAGUCAUAUUGAGCUGCUCAGACUGAAAAUAAGUAAAAAUAUCUUAUUCAGUUUAUAAAUAUUUAAUUCCUUCUCUUCAUCUGAAAUGUUUCUCUAACUUUUAUAUUGAUAUAUAUGAUAAUUGUUCUUAUUGUUUAACCCUAAUCUAGCAGACCUAUGAUCAAAGGCAUUCCAGCCAUGACCAUCCUGUCUUUUUAGAUGCUAAUCUAAGAUUACAUUAUCUAUGUUCUUCCAGUUUUUGUUAGAUGGUAGGCUGUGAUAUAAGAAAUUUGGGUUGCUAAUUUUAGCAGAUUGAGUGACGUGUAGAGACUCUCUCACUGGCUCACUUUACCUGAUGUUUAAAGACGGUUGAGAUAAAUAGGGUUAAAUACAUUUCAGUGUUUUUAAAACUCAUUUGGUUCAAAUGUUUACCCAUCCCAUUGUGGUAAAUAAAUACUGGUAAUACACGGGUGUCAAUUCAGUUACACAUUUCCUCUCUUUGAACAAUCAGCCUUGUGCCUCAGUUAGAAUUCAAUUUAAGUAGCACACAAGGUAAGCCCGUAGCAAGCCCAAGUCUGUGACUUGCUUUUGAAACUCCAUUUCUAUGAGGUGAAAUGGCCUCUGCCUUCCUUUCAAAUAUGAAGCUUCUGUGUCUAGGGGAAAAAAAAUCCAAGUCAUUUAAGAAUUACAAUUGUAACAAGUGCCGUAGAGUGAAGUUCAGGCAACCCAAGUCUAAAAUCAUUUCAUUCAUGUCUCAUGCACUUAUAAAAAGCAUGGACAUCAAAAUAUAUUUUUCCAAUCUACUGCAAAAUUGAAGCCUUGUGCCUAUGUAAGAGACCAAAAUUAAAUUGGUAAGUUUAUUUUAUGAACAUCCCCUACUUUGCUAUGAUGAACAAAAUAUUUCAUUAUUUCAAGUACAUAUUCUACAUAUGUUUAUUUCAAAAUAU